Molecule: messenger RNA, 2132 nt
Organism: Aegilops tauschii subsp. strangulata
Lineage: Eukaryota; Viridiplantae; Streptophyta; Magnoliopsida; Poales; Poaceae
Product: bidirectional sugar transporter SWEET6a-like
Biological process (GO): carbohydrate transport
Cellular component (GO): membrane
Molecular function (GO): sugar transmembrane transporter activity
Source: RefSeq, a predicted model, not a curated record
CCUUCUGAUCGGUUGUCAUAUUGAAUUGCAAAUUCUCGUAUAGUAAGAGUUCCUUCGGUUUCCUACCUAGCACAUUCUCUGUUGUCUACGCCAAUAUUUGACAUGCGAGUAGAGUGUGGCUGGCUACAUACGGGGGAACUCAACCUACCUUUCGAAGGGUAUACCUUUACAGAUGAGUGAAACGAGGAUUUAGGUAUAUAAGGAGAUGACCCGCCAAGCGAGCCAGCCUGAUACCGACUUUCAUUGGUAGGCCAUGAAACAUAGAGAAUGGGAACUUGUUCGCACGUACCUCGACCGCAGGUCUGAGAAUGACGAGUGUGCUUUCGCCCACAGCUUCUGUUGCUUAACCGGCUCGUGGUGUUUAUGGUCCUGACCCGGUACAGCCGCUAAGCUCAAUUUUCAUUUCCAAGUGUUGUUACUAGCCUCGAGAGAGAUGUUUCACAGGAUUCACCUGCAACUGAUAAACCUGGGGGAUAAUACCCAAAAAGUCCUUUUUUUCUGAUCAUAGAGGAGCCGUGUGAAGCUAAGGUUUCAUGUAUAGUUUUGUAAUAGUGGUGGGAGCUGUGAUGUUAUUAUCGACUAUGAUUAUCUAACAGUUCAAGUACAGUUGAUAUAGUUGAAGCACAACCAAAAUAUGGUUUUUUUUAUGGAAUCUUUGGUGUCAGCCUAUAGGCUUUCUAGUUUUUAGAAAUUCUUCUUUGGCCGAAUGUGAAAGAUUACCCAGAGGGGGAAUUAGUUGCAUGUUAUCAAACCGAAUAUUCCGGUAUCAAAUAUGGUUUCUUUUUUCUUGUUUCUUACUUAUCCUUAUUAGUUUCCUCUUUAUUUGUAACAGUUCUUUACUUAGGCGGGUGGCAUUUCUCUAUUCCCUACAUAUCCACGAUUCUCCCAGUGUAGGAAUAACACUAGUUAUCUUGACCUUGAUUCGUUCAAGCAUUUUUUCCUUACUAUACUCCAGUACGAUUAGGAAAAGAAUCUGUGUACUCAACGGUGCAUUGAUAAUUAUCUGGGAUUUAUUUUGCUCUUUAAAGCAAAACGGUGUCUUGACUCUCAAGAAUAGUGUGUGUUAAUAUACAUGUAGAUAAAGAUAGAGAUAGCAACGAACUGGAUGCAUAGUCAAACAAAAAACUUGUGACUUGUUCUCGUAGGCUAACUAACCAAAUCAUAGGAUCUAACACGAGAACGGAUAAACACCGCGCCCCCGCCACGUCUAUCUAUAUAAGCUAAUCCCUCGACCUCAACCGACUCCCAAAUCUCAAUUGCUUUGGCUCUCUCUCUCCCUCCCUUUCGCUGCGUGCGCCGUCCAAUCCAAACCAAUCCCAAGUCCCCACCCGCUCGCGGCAAGCAAAGCAAGAUGAUUUCCCCGGAUGUGGCUCGCGACGUCGUCGGCAAUGUCAUCUCCUUCGGCCUCUUCCUCUCCCCUGUGCCGACGUUAUGGCGGAUCAUCAAGAACAAGGACGUGGAGGAGUUCAAGUCGGACCCGUACCUAGCGACGCUGCUCAACUGCAUGCUCUGGGUGUUCUACGGCAUCCUCUACGUCAUAUUCGGCUCGGCAAUGUACGCCUCCCUGCUCACCAUCAUGGGUAAAGUGAUCAAGAACAAGAGUGUCGAGUACAUGCCCUUCUUCCUGUCGCUGGUGAGCUUCCUCAACGGCGUCUGCUGGACGUCCUACGCUCUCAUCAAAUUCGACCUCUACGUCACAGUCAAUCCCCAAUGGCCUCGGUGCGCUAUUCAGCCUCGUCCUGUACGCCUGCUACUACAGGCCGACCCCCAAGAAGGAGAAGAGCGUAAAGCUCAAAUGUGAUUGAAGGCUCCUGGCUCCUUGACUGCAAUAAAAAGUGCUAGCUACAGUAAGAACAAGGGAAUCUAGAGACCGAGACUGAUAGAAAAGGCUAGGCUACUUCUAUUCGUUAUUCGUUUCCCAUAUGAUUUUCCAUAUUUUACCAUAAAAAUAGGAUGUUUUUAGCCAUUUAUUGUUAGUACUGAAAUCAGGCAUAAAGGAUUUUACGGGAGGUAAAGAAGUUAUUUCAACAACGUUCCUGUCAUCAAAUCCUGAUUCAACAAAGCCAUGCCAGCUGUGUUGGUCGUUCCUCCGAUUCAAAGUUCUCUUGGAUUCCAAAAAGCAUCGCUACCCG